Molecule: messenger RNA, 933 nt
Organism: Didymodactylos carnosus
Lineage: Eukaryota; Metazoa; Rotifera; Eurotatoria; Philodinida; Philodinidae
Source: the annotation of a GenBank genome assembly
AUGUAUCCCUAUUGCAGUGAAGAUCAUCUCAAUUUUUCAUAUCGAAAGCCGUUGAUAUUAAAAGAAAUUCUUGGUUAUAACGCUGAUGUGGUAGCAUUACAAGAGUGUGAUGUCAAGUUUUUUGACAAUGAUCUAUCAUUAGUCAUGAAAAUGAAUGGUUAUCUCGGCCACAUGAAAAUAAAAAGUACAAAUGUUCAAGAAGGAGAGGCAAUUUAUUAUCGUUCAAAUAAAUUCAACGUAGUUGGAAGUCAUGAUAUAUCAAUAGCUGAUUAUUUUAAUAAUUCGGAGAAUGCUGAAAUUUUGAGGUUGAGAUUAGAAACAUUAUCAGACGUUCGCCAAUGUCUUUCUGGUAGAAAUACAGUACUUCAGAUUUUGGCUUUACAAGUAAAAGAUAAUUCAAAUCAUGUGAUAUUAGUAUGCAAUACUCAUCUAUAUUUUCAUCCGACAGCCAAUUUAAUACGUGUUUGUCAAGUCAUUUUAUGUUUAACACGAUUAGAAGAAAUAAAACGAUAUUAUGAAAAAGAGGGUCGUACUGUUUCUAUUAUAUGGGCUGGGGAUUUCAAUUCGACUACCACAUCAUUGGCCUUCCAUUUAAUUUUUACAAAUUCUCUAUUAAGAGAUACAACACAUAAACAAUACGAUGAAGAUUAUCAUACACUCACGAAGGAUUUUGAUUAUUUUCAUUCAUUAAAUUUAAUGACAUAUGCUAAUUAUGAUUAUACAGCUUAUCUACCUAGUUACAGUGAUGUUCUUGAUCAUAUUUUUUUCGAUCAAACAACACUCUCAUUCAAACGAUGUAUACCAAUGCCAUCACAUAGUGAAGUUACAGAGUUUGUUGGUUUACCAAGCUGCAAAAUACCAAGUGAUCAUUUGGCUGUCAUUGUUGACUUGGAAAUGAGACAAGAUAUAACAAACAAUUUAAAAGCUAAUUAA